This is a messenger RNA of Triplophysa rosa, 2095 nucleotides long. RefSeq lists its product as uncharacterized. The record is from RefSeq and is a predicted model, not a curated record. Lineage: Eukaryota; Metazoa; Chordata; Actinopteri; Cypriniformes; Nemacheilidae.
GCUGUUUCCGUACAGUAUGGCCGCUGUAGCCUUGGUGCAGGGUGCUAGCAGAGGUCUGGGGAUUGAGUUUUGCAGAUAUCUACUCCUAAAUAAAGCUCCAGCCGCCGUGAUCGCAACAUGUAGAAACCCGGACGGCGCAGAACAUCUGGCAGCUCUAGCCGCGCAGCACCCGGGCAGAAUGACUCUACUGAAACUAGAUGUCAACAGGGAGGAGGACAUCAAGAACGCGGCUGAAAGUGUCAAAUCUGACUUCGGGAAAGUGGAUUUGCUUAUGAAUUGUUCAGCUAUGCUUCAUCCGUCGGGUAAAGGAGAAACGAGUUUACGAGACGUGUCUGCUCAGGGAAUCAUUUCCACUUUGACCACAAAUACUGUGGGUCCACUGGUGAUGGUCAAGUAUUUUGCCUCAUUGCUGCAGAUGGGAACAGGAGCAUUUGGCCAACAGCCCCAAGAGAAAGCAAAACAACACAGUGGAAUCAUUGUUAACAUGACUGCUAGAGUGGGAUCAAUAGGAGACAAUGCUCUCGGAGGUUGGUACAGCUAUAGGAUGUCUAAAACUGCUUUAAACAUGGCCACUAGGAACCUGUCCAUCGAGCUGGGUCGAGGACGGGGUAAAAUGUGUGUGUCCCUGCAUCCUGGAACUGUAAAUACGGAUCUGUCUUGGCCAUAUCACCGAAAUGUUCCCAAGGACAAGCUGUUCAGCACAGAGUACUCUGUACAAUACCUAAUGAAUGUAAUAGACAGCUUAAACAUUGGCAAAACAGGGACUUAUGCAUGGGACGGUACAGAAAUUCCCUGGUAAACAAUUUGAUCUAAAAGAGAAGUCUGUGUUUUUUUUAAGUUUGUGGUUAGGAUAAUGUAAGGUGGCAAUGGAAAAAAUAUGCAGAUUAGAUUUGUUAAUGGAUAAUCACUCACUGUAAAGAACUGGAUGUUCUGGAUGUCUUUCUUUGUGUUUAGCAGAACAGAUUGAUUUAUACAGGCUUGGAACGAUCUGAAGGUGAGUUAUAGAUGACAGAAUUGUCUUUUUUGGGUGAACUAGGAUAUCCCAAAGGGAUAGUUCACCCAAAAAUUCUGUCAUCAUUUACUCACCCUCUUGUCAUUUCAAACCUGUAUGACUUUCUUCCACAGAAAACAAAAGAAGAUAUUUUGAAGAAAAGUUUUGAAGAACAGUGCCUGCACCCAUUCACUUCUUCUGUAUGGACACAAAAUCAAUGCAAGUGAAUGGGGGCCAGUUAACAACAUUCUUUAAAAUAUUUUCUUUUGUGUUCAGCAGAAGAAAGUACGUCAAACAGGUUUGAAAUGACAAGAGUAAAUGAUGACAGAAUUUUUAUUUUUGGGUGAACUACCACUUUAAGCACAUUUUUGUUUUAUGUUGUAACUAACAAUAACAUCACUUCAAACAACGGUGUUCUUGAUUCGUUUGCUUUUCAAAUGUACCCACAUAGUUAUCAGAAAGUAUUCACAGGGCUUCACUUUUUCCACAUUUUGUUAUGUUAUAGCCUUAUUCCAAAAUGGAUUAAAUUAAGUAUUUUCCUCAAAAUUCUACAAACAAUACCCCAUAAUGACAACGUGAAAGAAGUUUGUUUGAAAUCUUUGCAAAUUUAUUAAUAAUAAAAAACGAAAAAAGCACAUUUUGGAAUAAGGUUGUAACAUAACAAAAUGUGGAAAAAGUGAAGCGCUGCGACUACUUUCCGGAUACACUAUAAACACACAGGCAUCUAACUCGGUCCUGCCUUGGUUUUACUAUUGCUUUAAACAUCAAAAACGUUAUUUUAAAUUGACAUCUGAACUCAUCACAUUGUUGUAGAGAUGUCAAGUUCCCCUCCGAUCCUGCCCAGUAGUGGUUUAGGUCACAUUCGUUCAAUUGUCUACAUGAUUUGACCCCUCUCAGGCUUUUUUUUUCUGGCUCAGCCACGACAAGUACCUCCCUCAGUGAUAUCUACACUUGUUCACAGUGAGUUCAAUGACAUUUGUUAAAGAACUGCAAUUUAUUUUUGUAGAUGUGUAGGUCUUCCUGCCCUGUGUGUAUAAAAACCAUUUCAGCAACCACUUGGUCAUUCAUCAUGUUCUGUAUGUAUAGCUAUAAAUAUAUUAUUCC